Molecule: messenger RNA, 1158 nt
Organism: Penicillium waksmanii
Lineage: Eukaryota; Fungi; Ascomycota; Eurotiomycetes; Eurotiales; Aspergillaceae
Product: sugar phosphate isomerase/epimerase family protein
Exons: 1
Coding region: 1-1158 (385 amino acids)
Source: RefSeq, a predicted model, not a curated record
AUGACGAUAACAUGGCCCCCAUCAGGGAAAAAUCAAUUCGGCAUCGCCACACUGUCUCUUGGUAACUGGAGAAGCCAUUCUCUUGAACCUAGACUCCAAGCCGCGGCCGAAGCUGGCUACGAGUGGAUAGAUCUUUUUGACGAAUGCUGGGCGGCGUACCUGGAGGAGCAUGGCCUACCAGGAGACCAAUUGUGGGAGCCCACUCCUCGCAAUCUAGAAGUCGCUCGGAAACUAGGUCAACUCGUGAGAUCAAUGGGAAUGCGUAUUGCUUGUACCCAACCACUUCGUCAAAUCGAGGGGAUCAAAAACCCCACAGAGCGUCGCGCAACCCUUGAUCUAGUCGCCAAACGGUUUCCCUUCAUGCGGGCUUUUGAUACUGAUCUGGUGUUCAUGUGUGCCAACAUACGCACCGACAGCGGAGUGACCUCAGACCUGAAAACCGUCGCGCGUGACUUGGCUGAGCUUGGUGACAUGGCGGCAGCAUAUGCACAGGCAGAUGGCGGCCGUAUGCUAAAGAUCGGAUAUGAAGGACUCUCAUGGGCAACUAGAAAUACUUGGUCAUCUUCAUGGGAAGUGGUUCGAUUUGCCAAUCGUCCAAAUGUGGGCUUGAUUCUCGAUGCUUUCAAUAUUCUGGCAGUUGAGUUUGCAGAUCCCUAUAACCCGGCAGGACAUGGGCGUAUUUUUCCAACCCUAGAAGAGUCUCUUCAAAUCCUUACAGACUCGCUCAUAUCGCUCACGGCCACUGUCCCCGGUGACCGAAUCUUCUUCUUCCAAUGUGGCGAUGCGGAGUUGAUGAACCCGACAACCUUUUCUCCACCUUCAGAUCCGAAAACCCCAUUACUUCUCCCGUGGUCAAGAAGCCAUCGCCUAUAUCCUCUAGAACAAUCAAGAGGUGGCUAUAUGCCCGUCGAGCUUGUCGCGGCCGCCGUGCUGGCAACCGGUUACGAGGGAGCGAUAUCACUAGAAGUUUUUAAUGCAUCUCUGAAUGAGCCAAGUGAUGACGUUCCACCAAUCCAUGCUACUAGGGGCAUGAGCGGAUUGAAGAAUCUUGUUGAGGUUUCAAGAAGACUCCCUCCAUUCUGGAAAACCAAAUCGCAUGCCCGGGAAGCUCUGGCUCUCGUUAGCCAACGACUGCAGAAUGGCAGACAUCAUCUUUAA